UUUUCCAAACCGCACCAAAUCGAACCACGGACCAAACAAGCCAUUACAAUCGCACAUUGGGAAUAUCUCCCCAUGAGUGACAAGUAAUAUGUCCCCGAUGUGCGGCUGCGAUGGCAUGUUGGGACAGUCUUAAGAGAGUCCUGUUGGUAGCAGAUCUCUAGUCGGGAGAUGUUCCCAAUGCAUGCCAUGGGGCGCAUCCAACUCAAGCUUUAUUCAAUUUAGCCACGUGUCUAAUAAUAAGCACGACUAAUUGGGCUAUAAUACAGAUGUAGCGACUGAUGCAUUUUCCAUUCCUACUUCCUUGGCCUUAACGGUUGCGAACCGACCACGGCUCAUCUAUCAAUAAUCCCGCUCUCCUCCGGCGCUCCCCUAGCCGUAGUUCUCAAGUCCAUAUAUAUAUCCUUUUAUAUUCCCUCCUCUUCAGUUGUGCUUUUUCACAUCAGGUGAUAAAAUGUUCCCAUACUCAUCCAGAUCCUCGGCGAUGGAUCACAGAUGGAAGCCCACCGUCGAAGUAGCUCCCAAUUGCCCUCGAUGCGCCUCUGUAAACACAAAAUUCUGUUACUAUAACAAUUACAGCCUAUCACAGCCUCGAUACUUCUGUAAGGGUUGUCGAAGGUACUGGACCAAAGGUGGAUCUCUACGAAAUGUACCUGUUGGUGGCGGUUGCCGGAAAACCCGUCGAGUGAAAUCUUCAAAGCUUCCACCGACCAAAGCCGUCUCCAUCUCCCUCGGUUUUUCUGGAGAUGGCCCGUCAUCGGUUGCGAAUCCAACUGUGGUGCCGACAACAGCAGUCACGGACGCUUCAAACAUCGAUCUUGCCGUUGUUUUAGCCAAGUUCUUGAAUCAGAAUUCAAGUUUGGGUUCUGGACUUAUUACACCUGAAUUUUCAAGCGAAAAAGAGGUCAAUGCGUCUCUCAACAUUUCCACUUCUUCCAACUCGAAUGAAUUAGCAGAAGAUUCAAACGUUGUGGACUGGCAGAGCCAGACCGAUCUGGCCAUCGAUGCCCACUUGAUUAAAGAACCUCCGCAGCUGUUUCCAGGUCAACUUGAGUUUGACUGCAAGCAGCAACAGGAAAGAAUUUCACAGUUCGCAGUUCAGAAAUCAAACAGUAAUUCUGGGUUUCAACCUUUAGUCAGUGAUGGAACCGCUCAAGAUGCAUUCUGGUGGGAAGCCCCAGCUGUGCCAAAUUUGGCAUGGCAACCGGAGGAGUUCCAGAGUUUGGAAACCAUCCCGUUCAACGAUCAUAUAACGAUGUUUUAUCCCCAUUCACCAAACGACAAUUGGAGCUCAUUCGAUACACUGAAUUAUGAAUCUUUCUCAAGGCCUUGAUACGUAAUCUACAGAACCCUAUUUUUCUUUUUUUUUCCAUUCUUCUCUGGAUUCUCUCUCUGUUCCUUCUUUCCUCCUUUCCUC
Molecule: messenger RNA, 1414 nt
Organism: Nelumbo nucifera (sacred lotus)
Lineage: Eukaryota; Viridiplantae; Streptophyta; Magnoliopsida; Proteales; Nelumbonaceae
Biological process (GO): regulation of DNA-templated transcription
Molecular function (GO): DNA-binding transcription factor activity; DNA binding
Source: RefSeq, a predicted model, not a curated record